Molecule: messenger RNA, 1116 nt
Organism: Agelaius phoeniceus (red-winged blackbird)
Lineage: Eukaryota; Metazoa; Chordata; Aves; Passeriformes; Icteridae
Gene: KLF5
Product: KLF transcription factor 5
Biological process (GO): regulation of transcription by RNA polymerase II
Molecular function (GO): RNA polymerase II cis-regulatory region sequence-specific DNA binding; DNA-binding transcription factor activity, RNA polymerase II-specific
Source: RefSeq, a predicted model, not a curated record
ACGAGAUGUGAAAUGGAGAAAUACCUGGCACCUCAGCUCCCGCCCGUUCCCGUCAUUCCUGAACAUAAGAAAUACAGAAGAGACAGUGCCUCGGUUGUAGACCAGUUUUUCACCGACAGCGAAGGGUUGCCUUACAGCAUCAACAUGAACGUCUUCCUGCCUGACAUCAGCCACCUGAGAACUGGCUUGUACAAAUCUCAGCGACCCUGUGUAACCCACAUCAAGACAGAACCAUCUUCAGUCACCAUCUUCAGUCACCAGAACGAAACUACUGCCCCUGCCCCUGCUCCCACUCAGGCCCUCCCAGAAUUUACCAGCAUCUUCAGCUCCCACCAAACCCCUGACGUGAACAACAUUUUCAUCAAGCAGGAGCUUCCUACUCCAGAUGUCCAUCUUUCCAUCACACCCCAGCAAGGCCAGUUGUAUCAGCUCUUGAGCUCGCCGGAUUUAGACAUGCCCAGCAGCACUCCCCAGGCGGCCGUGAUGGACUCCCUCAGCAAUGUCUCCAUGCCCUCAGCCAUGGCGGGCCUUAACACGCUCUCCUCGGCUGUUCCACAGACUGCAAUGAAACAGUUCCAGGGCAUCGCCCCCUGCACCUACACCAUGCCAAACCAGUUUCUGCAGCAGCAGGCCACUUACUUCCCUCCUUCACCCCCAAGCUCAGAGCCUGGAAGUCCAGACAGACAAGCAGAGAUGCUGCAGAAUUUAACCCCUCCUCCGUCGUACGCUGCAACUAUAGCUUCCAAACUGGCGAUUCACAACCCGAAUCUACCAGCAACUCUGCCCAUAACCCCCCAGAACAUCCAACCUGUCAGAUACAACAGGAGAAGUAACCCAGAUUUGGAGAAAAGACGUAUCCACUACUGUGACUACCCAGGCUGCACAAAAGUUUAUACAAAGUCUUCUCACUUAAAAGCGCACCUGAGAACUCACACAGGUGAGAAGCCCUACAAGUGCACAUGGGAAGGCUGCGACUGGCGGUUCGCGCGCUCCGACGAGCUGACGCGCCACUACAGGAAGCACACGGGGGCCAAGCCCUUCCAGUGCGCCGUCUGCAACCGCAGCUUCUCCCGCUCCGACCACCUGGCGCUCCACAUGAAGAGGCAUCAGAACUAG